Messenger RNA from Capronia epimyces CBS 606.96, 2808 nucleotides. RefSeq names its product histidinol dehydrogenase. NCBI's taxonomy places the organism in Eukaryota, Fungi, Ascomycota, Eurotiomycetes, Chaetothyriales, Herpotrichiellaceae. Gene Ontology annotation, molecular function: histidinol dehydrogenase activity; NAD binding; phosphoribosyl-ATP diphosphatase activity. The record is from RefSeq and is a predicted model, not a curated record. The transcript has a single exon. Gene Ontology annotation, cellular component: cytoplasm. The coding region runs from base 1 to 2808 and encodes 935 amino acids. Gene Ontology annotation, biological process: L-histidine biosynthetic process.
AUGGGUGCAGGACUCCUUGUAUCUGUCGAUCCAGCGGAGAUCCUGGGGUCGGAGCCAACAGGUCUCGCGCUUCCACAGGUAGCUUACCUGGGUCAGUGCCUGGUCGAAGCCACUCCCGACACCUUCGAGUCAAACCUCGCCUUUCUGCGCCAGAAUUUCUCCAAACUCGCCAUCGACUUCGACGUUCGAAAACUGCGGAGCUGGGAUAAUGUGAUUGACUUGCUCAACAAUGGCGCUUCUAAGCUCUUUGUCACCUCCGAACAGCUGAAAGCCCUGUCGCAGGAGCCCACCAUAUCUCCAGACCGCCUGGUCCUCACGAUUUCUCUUGUCAACCCAAAGACCGACAUUACCAAGCUCAAAUCGUUCCUUGAGACCUACCCCGAAUGGAUGACUAGGGCAUGGGCAUUCGAUGGAGACAAAGGAAACGAGCAGGUAGAUGAGGUUCUGAAAGAGUUGGGAAACUAUCCUCCCAGCCAUGAUCAAACCAUCUUUGUCAGAAUCACAAGCGAGGUUGAAGGCAGAAAUCUCCUUCACGAGUAUCCUGGAAAUGCGCUCAUUGUGUCUUCCAAACUCUUGACAUUUGACCAGUCCAGAGAGGGGCACGAAAAGCUGAUACCCGCAGCGGAUUUGGUCCUUGCGGGCGCCAUCCCUGACAGGAAAACCGGUCUCUAUGCCACCACGGUGGUGGAUGAGCGUGAUGUCGCCCUGGGUCUGGUUUGGAGCAGCAAGGAGAGUAUUGCAGAGGCUCUAAAGUCCGGUACGGGCGUCUAUCAGAGUCGGAAGAGAGGCCUUUGGCAUAAAGGAGCGUCAAGCGGGGAUACGCAGAAACUCAUUAACAUUGCGUUUGACUGCGACAAAGAUUGCCUGUUAUUCAGGGUGUACCAGCAAGGCCGAGGAUUCUGUCACUUGGGCACCAUGUCGUGUUGGGGGAAGGCCUCCGGGCUCUCUAGACUGCAAGGCACCCUCCAAAAACGCAAGGUGGACGCGCCGGUGGGCUCCUAUACCGCUCGACUAUUCAACGAUCCUAAACUUCUCAACGCGAAGAUCAAAGAGGAAGCAGAUGAGCUUUGUGAAGCAACUACAAAGGAAGACAUUGCAUCAGAGGCCGCGGAUCUCCUUUAUUUUGCACUUGCACGAUGCAUUGCGGCAGACGUCACUCUGGAGGAUAUUGAGAAGAACCUUGAUCUGAAAAGUCUAAAGGUUAAGAGACGAAAGGGUGACGCCAAACCUCAAUAUGUGGAAGACAAACCACUUAAGGAACGCAGUCAGGCUGAGAUCAACGGUGUCAAUGGCCAUCAAGAAGAAGCCGCUUCGAUACCUAAAUCACCCGCGGACCUCGCCAGCAAAGUACCAUCUGGCCGGAUAGAGCUGAAGCGAUACUCGACCACGCAAGCUUUCUCUGACGACGUCCUUAAGGCUGCCCUCCAGCGACCCUCACAAAAGUCCAACGAGAAGAUCAUGUCCCUCGUCCACCCCAUAAUUGCUGAUGUUCGAGCCAACGGCGACUCUGCUGUCUUGAAGUAUACUCACAAAUUCGAAAAUGCCACCAGCCUCAGCUCCCCAGUGCUAAAAGCACCUUUUCCGCAAUCUCUCAUGCAACUUCCAGAAGAGACCAUCAAAGCCAUUAACAUUUCCUACAACAACAUUCUCCAAUUUCACUCCGCUCAAAAAUCUUCAGCUCCUUUGGUGGUUGAGACCAUGCCCGGUGUUACAUGUUCCCGCUUCUCCCGCCCGAUUGAGAAAGUCGGACUUUACAUUCCCGGAGGAACCGCGGUGUUACCCUCUACCGCGCUGAUGUUGGGUGUGCCCGCCAUGGCUGCAGGCUGCAAGAACAUUGUGCUCGCUUCACCCCCGCGAUCUGAUGGCACCAUCACCCCGGAAAUCGUAUACAUCGCACACAAGGUAGGGGCUGAAGCGAUUGUGCUAGCUGGUGGCGCGCAAGCCAUUGCAGCCAUGGCUUAUGGCACCGAGUCGAUCACGAAAGUCGACAAGAUCCUCGGUCCUGGAAAUCAAUUCGUGACCGCUGCAAAGAUGAUUGUAAGCAACGAUACUUCCGCUGCAGUCUCCAUCGACAUGCCCGCCGGGCCGUCCGAAGUGCUUGUAAUCGCCGACAAGACCGCCGACCCUGCAUUUGUGGCCAGUGAUCUUCUCAGUCAGGCUGAGCAUGGCACAGAUAGCCAGGUCGUCUUGAUUGCAAUCGACUUGGACGAGAAACAGCUCCAAGCCAUUGAAGACGAGGUGCAUAAGCAAGCGCAUGAACUGCCGCGGGUGGACAUUGUGAGAGGCGCGAUCGAACACAGUGUCACGAUCUCUGUCAACAGCUUGAAGGAAGCCAUGAAAUGGUCCAAUUACUAUGCACCUGAGCAUCUCAUCUUGCAGAUUGCCGACCCGCGAUCUGCGCUACCUGACGUUCAGAACGCGGGCUCGGUGUUCAUAGGUGGCUGGACGCCGGAGUCUGUAGGCGACUAUUCAGCUGGUGUGAACCAUAGUUUGCCCACGUACGGAUACGCGCGGCAGUACAGCGGAGUCAAUCUAGGCAGCUUCAUGAAGAACAUCACAAGCAGCGAGGUUACCGAGCAGGGCGUAGGCCAGGUCGGAUAUGCUGUCAUGGAGCUUGCAAGAUGUGAGGGUCUUGAUGCACAUAGAAGAGCUAUGGAACUUCGGAUGGAAAAAUUGGGCCUUGUCGAGAAAAGGACUGCAACGAAACACGAUGACACUGGAAAGCAAGAUGCCGAGCCACUGACACAAGUCCCCAAGCCGGUUUCAGAUGGAGAGAAAAAUGGCCAGGAGACUCCUGAAGCUGUUUGA